AUGCCACCAAAAGCCAAAAAGAUCGAUCCUGAAUUACAAGCCGUAUUAAAUGGUUAAUAAUAUUAGAAACAAUUUGAACAAUGGAAGGAAAGUGAUGAAUACAGAAUCUGGUCAGAGUUAUAAAUAAUGUAUAAAUCCAUGGAAAAUAACAUCUCCGAAACUUCCAAAGAUUUGACAGGCAAUUGGCAAAUAUAUCAUGAUAAAUUACUUGAAGUUUGUUAGACAUUCAAAUGCAAAUCUAAAAUAAAAUAAAUUGAACAUGCCCAUAUUAGAAGUGCAUUCUUUGCAGUUGAAGAUGUGGAAAUUAACAAAACAGUUGUCAAACAAUAUCUUGAUGGAUUCUAUUACUCAGUUGAGAAGCAAGACAAAGAUAGAGCCAAACAUGUGAAGGAAUUAUUUGCUAAAAUUGCUCGAACACUGGAGGAUCACAAGUUUUUUGAUAUGAAUGCUGAAAAUUAUAUAGCAGAAAGGAAAGUGUUCGUUGGUCUUCUGAAUGAUUUUUUGAAAAAACUACCAAUCCUAAUUAAGUCGAGUCAUAAGAUAAUCGAAGAAAAACUCAUGCUGGUCUUAGGACCCCUCAGAGCAUUAUUAGAAAUUAAUAAGAAAAUGAUGUUCUUUGACCUUGUUAAUACUUCAAACUAAGCAAGAUAAACCAAGGAUUUCAUCUUAAAGGCUGAUGUUGAACAAUAUUGUAUAUGUCUUCAAGAAGCACAGAGGUUAUUGUUAGAAUCAAAAGCAAUAUCAUGCAAUCCAAAUGUCAAGUUGAUCUUCAAUAAAUUGGGCUAUGAAGGAUGGUAGCAGAAUAAGAUUGAGUCUUUCUAUUUAACUCCGUUGCAAGAAGCCUUCGAUAAGAUGAGAAACAACUUGCUUUGUUUGAUGCUCAAGGGGAUCAAUUACUAUAAGGCACCCUUGAUGGACAAUACGCAAUUUGUAGAAGAUGUGAAGGAAUUGAUUGAUGCAGAAUUGAUUGCUGAACAUCUCAUGGGUACAUCAUUGAAAAGAGAUUAAUUAAAUUUUGCCUUUUAGGUAUUGAGUGUUAUUUUCAAUUCUAAUGCUCAAGCUAAAGAAUUCCUAAUUAAAAGAGAUGACAAUUGUAUAAAAGGAAGCAUUCCCAAAUUGAUGACAUAUCAUACAAUAUUGUACAUGAGAGCAUGGAAGGAUAGAAAAAUAGAGGAUGAAUUUAAAGAAUUAAAAUUACAAUAAAAAACAUAGCCGUUGGCACAAUCGAAUUUAUUUGAGGCUCAAUCUGCUAUGUCAGCCAUGUCACCAGAUAAAAAGAGACAGGCAGAUGAUGAUUUGAGAAAGAAAGAAGAAGAGAACAUGCGAAUCUAAGAAAAACUAGAUUUUGAAAAGUAUGGCAGAUAUUGGAUUUGGGAGUAUUAUGCUCAAGAUUAAAUAAAAGCUAACUUCGAGGAGUGCGUUGAAUUGAUCAGACACAUUAAUAAGGCUGUUCAAUAAGACAUAGAGGAUGUCAUUAUCAAAGAGGGGAUGGUUCCUAAAAAUCGUCCUCGUCAAGUGUAAUAGAAUGAUCCAAGUCAAAUGUUCAAUAAAUUGUAAGAGAAAGACAAUGCAAAUGUGUAUGUAAUUUAGAGGAGACCCCCGGAAUUAUGGAACUAUCCUAAAAUUGUGGAGGAACAACAUGAAUUCAGAGCCAUAGCCAAACCCAGAGAUUGUUAUAAGGAUGGAAGAAUAUAAGUAUUGGAGAGUAAGAUGGAAUAAUUGAGUGCUCACUUGGAGAGUAACAAGCCUUAGAGUUGGAAUGAAUUGAUUCAUAGAGUGAUAGAUGCAUUGAGCAAUUAAUAUAAUAAGAAGCCUAGUGCAAUUGAACCAGGAAAAUGA
Paramecium tetraurelia is the source of this 1839-nucleotide messenger RNA. RefSeq lists its product as uncharacterized. NCBI's taxonomy places the organism in Eukaryota, Ciliophora, Oligohymenophorea, Peniculida, Parameciidae. The record is from RefSeq and is a predicted model, not a curated record. The transcript has 6 exons.